GUAAAAAAUUCCACUCCAAGGACCCAGCCCUUUAGGAGGAGACGGAGAGAGACAGAUACAGCAUCAGCUGCUGCAGGAUGCAGGCUACAUGGGACUGCUUUGGUUCCUGUCUUUUCUGCAUUCGACCUUCUUUGGAGACGAGGUGCUGGAGGAGCUGAAGAUGUCUGGCUCCAUAGCAUCCUAUGACCAGCUGGUGCGGCAGGUGGAGGCGCUGAAGAAGGAGAACACCCAUCUGCGCAGGGAGCUGGAGGACAAUUCCAGCCACCUCUCCAAGCUAGAGAAUGAGACCUCGGACAUGAAGGAAGUUCUGAAGCACCUUCAGGGCAAACUGGAGCAAGAGGCCCGGGUCAUGGUGUCCUCCGGGCAGACAGAGGUCCUGGACCAGCUGAAAGCUCUGCAGAUGGACAUCACCAGUCUCUACAACCUGAAGUUCCAGCCUCCCGCCCUGGCGCCUGAGCUCGCCUGCCCCGAGGGCAGCCCCCUGCACUCAGCUGUUUCCCAGAAGAAGGACAGCAUGGGAGAGCUGAGUCGGGCCACCAUCAGGCUGCUGGAGGAGCUGGACAGAGAGAGGUGUUUCCUGCUGAGCGAGAUUGAGAAGGAGGAGAAGGAGAAGCUCUGGUACUACACGCAGCUGCAGAGCCUCUCCACGCGCCUGGACGAGCUACCACACGUGGAGACGUUCUCUAUGCAGAUGGAUCUGAUCCGACAGCAGCUGGAGUUCGAAGCCCAGCACAUCCGCUCGCUCAUGGAGGAGCGCUUCGGGACGACCGACGAGAUGGUGCAGAGGGCUCAGAUCCGAGCAUCCCGCCUGGAGCAGAUCGACAAGGAGCUGAUGGAGGCUCAGGAUCAGGUGCAGAUGUCGGAGCCGCAGCUGUGUGGGAAGCUGUCUGGCAUGGAAGGGGAUGGGAGCCUGGACAUCCCAACACAUCCCGAGGAGGGAGGGAGCCACCUCAGCAACAAUAAGGUGGAAGUGGUCUUCUGGCUCCUGUCCAUGCUGGCCACCCGGGACAAGGACGACAUGUCGCGCACCCUGCUGGCCAUGUCCAGCUCGCAGGAGAGCUGCCUGGCCAUGCGCAAGUCCGGCUGCCUCCCACUCCUCAUCCAGAUCCUGCAUGACACAGACAGGGCGCCGGGAGGCCCCCAGAGCCCCGGCAGCGGCAAGGACUCCCGCAUGCGGGCCAACGCCGCCCUGCACAACAUCAUCUUCUCGCAGCCCGACGAGGGCCAGGCCAAGAAGGAGAUGCGGGUGCUGCAUGUGCUGGAGCAGAUCCGCUCCUACUCGGAGACCUGCUGGGACUGGCUGCAGAUGCAGAGCAAAGACGGGGGCAAGGGCGCCGAGGGCAGCGCCGUGCCAGUUCCCAUCGAGCCGCAGAUCUGCCAGGCCACCUGUGCCAUCAUGAAGCUCUCCUUCGACGAGGAGUACAGGCGGGCCAUGAAUGAGCUGGGUGGUCUCCAGGCCGUGGCUGAGCUGCUGCAGGUGGAUUAUGAGAUGCACAAAAUGACCAGCGACCCCCUCAACCUGGCGCUGAGGAGAUAUGCUGGCAUGGCGCUGACCAACCUCACCUUCGGGGACGUGGUGAACAAGGCGACCCUGUCCUCCCGCCGGGGCUGCAUGCAGGCCAUUGUGGCCCAGCUGGCCUCCGAGAGCGAGGAGCUGCACCAGGUGGUCUCCAGCAUCCUGCGGAACCUCUCCUGGAGGGCCGACAUCAACAGCAAGAAGAUCUUGCGCGAGGUUGGCAGCGUCACCGGCCUGAUGCAGUGCGCCCUGCGGGCCACCAAGGAAUCCACCCUGAAGAGUGUCCUCAGCGCCCUCUGGAACCUGUCCGCUCACAGCACCGAGAACAAAGUCGCCAUCUGCUUGGUGCAGGGUGCCCUGGGCUUCCUGGUGAGCACCCUCACCUACAAGUGCCAGAGCAACUCGCUGGCCAUCAUCGAGAGUGGAGGAGGCAUCCUGAGAAACGUGUCCAGCCUGAUUGCCACCCGGGAGGAUUACAGGCAAGUGCUGCGGGACCACAACUGCCUGCAGACCCUGCUGCAGCACCUCAAAUCCCACAGCCUCACCAUUGUCAGCAACGCCUGCGGGACCCUCUGGAACCUCUCCGCCCGGAGCCCCAGAGACCAGGAGCUGCUGUGGGACCUGGGGGCGGUCAGCAUGCUGCGCAACCUCAUCCACUCCAAGCACAAGAUGAUUGCCAUGGGCAGCGCCGCUGCCCUCCGGAACCUGCUCACCAAUCGACCCCUCAAGUACAAGGACGCCACCGUCAUCUCCCCGGGCUCCUGCAUGCCCUCACUCUACAUGAGGAAGCAGAAGGCGCUGGAGGCCGAGCUGGAUGCUAAGCACCUGGCGGAGGCCUUCGACACCAUGGAGAAGCAGAGUCUGAAGAGCCAGAGCCUCAAGAAGCCCCCAAGGCACAUGGACAGCCUGGCGAAGGACUACACCUCCGACUCCGGCUGCUUCGACGAUGACGAGGUGCCCACUGUCUCGGCGGGGGCGGAGACCGGGAACGCCUCCAUCCUCUCCAUGUUCCUCAACUCCUCCUUCCUCCAGGGCCAGGCCUUGCCCAGGGCCAUCGCCCAGAGGAGGGGCCCGGAACCUGAGAAGGACGAGAGCAGCAAGCCGGCCGAGCCCAAGAAGCUGCCGGCGCCUGAGGAUGAGGUGUCACUGGUGGCCGAGAAGCUGGCCAACAAGAUCUCCACCACAGUGGCCAAGAUUGAUAAGCUGGUGGAGGAUAUCGCCACCCUCCACACAUCCUCGGACGACAGCUUCAGCCUGAGCUCGGAGGACCACUGCCUUGACUGGCAGUACGGCUCCGAUGAGGUCCACGAGGCCCGGGCCCAGUCCUGCUCCCCGUGCCGCCUCUCAGAUGCCAGCAGCUUCGUGAAACGGGAGAACCUGAGCCGGGCCCACACCCUCCUGAGGCUGAAGAAGGCUUACACCAGCUUGUCCAACGACAGCCUGAACAGCGGCAGCACCAGUGACGGCUACUGCACCAAGGAACACAUGAAGCCCUGCACGAGGGCCUCCUUCCUAGAUUACAAGGAGGAGCUGCAGAGACACCAGAAGCGGCCCAGCAGGCUGGAUCUGAAGAACAUCCUUGUCCACAGGCCUGAGAGGAUGGAGCAGCCGGGGGUCAAGGCCAAAGAAUCUGGCGAACCGGAGAAACUGGAGCCGAGAGAUGCGCACGACAGAGCCAAGAAAGCAGUGACGUUCCCCAGCCCCAGUGCCCCUGAGAAGGAGCCUGAGUGGAAGAAGGAGCCGGGCAAUGAGCUUUCUCCCGACCCUCAGGUCCACACCAUCAAACUCUCCCCUUCUUACCAGCAUGUCCCCCUGCUGGAAAAUCUGGCCAAGAGCAGCCCGGCCCCUGGCGCUGUGGGGCUCUCGGGUGCUAGUUACCACCCAACUCUCCCAGGCCGGAAGCAAGCCUGGCUCCCCACAGGGCUUCUCCAGACGGCCGAGAACUUGAGCAGGAUCCCAGAGAAGCUGGCUGCCCACACGCCGGCCCCGGUGGAGCAGGAGUCAGUCCAGAAGUACGCGGUGGAGGACACCCCCAUUUGUUUCUCCCGAUGCAGCUCCCUCUCUUCCCUCUCCUCCGCUGACAAUGUGCUGGAUGGGCAGAGCCACAGUGAGAAUGAGGUGGACAGCGAGUCCUCCCUGGAGAUCAUCGAGGUGGAGGCGGGCGCCGAGACCGAAGGUGAUGUGGAGCAGGCUGAGGCCUGCGAUAGGAAACAGGAGAAGAUGAAGGCUGCGGAUAUGGGCCCAGCCACGCCAGGAGGGAUCUCCCAACCCAUCGCCAUCCCCUUCCAGAAGCGUGACAAGAUUUUUCUGAGGGAAUCCUCCCCGUCCCGGCAUGAGGACCUGACCCCAUCCAGCUCCUCCGAGAACUACAUUCAGGAGACCCCUCUGGUGAUGAGCCGGUGUAGCUCAGUCAGCUCCCUGGGCAGCUUUGAAAGCCCAUCCAUUGCCAGCUCCAUCCAGAGCGACCCCUGUAGUGAGAUGAUCAGUGGCACCAUCAGCCCGAGCGAGCUGCCGGACAGCCCCGGUCAGACCAUGCCCCCAAGCCGCAGCAAGACGCCCCUGUUUGAACUGGGACCCCAGCCGGAGAAGGAGACCAGCCAGUUCAACAUCCAGUGGGAAAACAACGUCAAGAAGUUCAUGGAGAUCACGGAUUUCAAAGAGCGUUUCCAGCUGCCCCAAGACCUGGAUUCCAUGAUCUACUUCACUGUGGAGAAACCCAAUGAGAACUUCUCCUGCGCCUCCAGCCUAAGUGCCCUUCCCCUUCACGAGCACUACAUCCAGAAGGACGUGGAACUAAAGCUUAUGCCACCUUUCCCCGAGAGGAACAGCCUGAAUUUUGUGGCACACGAGAAGCAGGAAGACAGGCGGGAAGAGAGAUUUGGGGAGGGCAAGAGGAAGCUGGAGCGUUCAGAGCUCAACUCAGACGAUGAUAUUGAGAUCCUGAAGGAAUGCAUCAACUCGGCCAUGCCUUCCCGCUUCAGGAAGGUCAAGACCUCCCUUGUCUCUGGCCUGCCCAGCCAGGUCUUGACUCCUCAGACCAAAAAGGCUCUUCACAUGCCAGUCUACAUGCUGGUGCCCACCCAUUCGCACCGGGGCGUCCCCAAACACUUGCGACCUGCCGCCCGGGACCUCUUCAAGGAUGACGACUCCUUCACCGACUCCGCAGAAGGCACCCCCAUCAACUUCUCCAGUGCCGCUUCCUUGAGUGACGAGACCCUCCAGUACUCCCUGAAAGAGGAGGUUGACCACAAGCGUGGCCCUGGGAAGAGGCUGGAGAGGAAGGAAGUGUCGGGGUCACCGGUGGGGCGCAAUAUGGAAGCACCCCAUGAGCAAGGGAGUUUGAGUCCUGCGCCAGGCAGGAAAGCAGCUUCCAACUCCUCAACGCCCACCAAGAUGAGUGCAGCUUACGAGCAGAAGGGCGGGUCGAGACAUGGCAGCCCUGUCCAGACAGGCAGGGGCCAAGCAGCUGAGAUGAAGAGAGGGCUACCUCCCCUGAAGAAUGGACCCAACCUGGAGCUGGACUUUGGCAGGGAGGGGGCCCUCCCGGAAGGCGUCCCCCCCAGGAAGGGUGCUCCCUGUGAGGACAGUGCCCCCGGGGGCAUGGCCUUUCAAUCCCUGUGCCACACCACGCCGACCGAGGAGGCCGUCUACUGCUUCUAUGAGAAUGACUCUGACGACCUGCUGGAGGUGCGGAGAGACUUGCCUAAGAGGAAGGCCAGCCCUGCCCAGGCUCAGAAGAAGGAACGCUGGAGCAGCACCGCCCCUAAGAAGGAGCCGGAGAAAAGCUCCAGGCAGCUGCUGCAGGCCAAAACCAAGAUGGCUGCCAAACUCCACAACAAUCUCAUCGUGGACGAGACGCCUCCCUGCUAUUCCCUCAGCUCCUCCAUGAGCUCCCUGAGCGACAUUGAGCUCUGUGACUAUGAGGAGCGGACAACGCUGUACAAGGCCAACAGGCAGCUGACCCUGAGCCGGAUGCAAGAAAGCGCGGCCUCCAGGGCCUUAGCCAAAGAGAGGGGCAGCUCCCCCAGCUCCCUGAGCUUCACCUCGGACGACGACCUGCUGCAGAAGUGCAUCGGCUCUGCCUUGCCCCGGAGGAGGCGGCACGCUGCUCGGCGCAGGAAUGCCGAGCACAAGCAGAAGCUGAAAGGUGCCAACCCCAAGAGCACCACUAGCAAGGAGAAGAAGCCGGAGCCAAGGCACAAUCCAGCGGACGAGAUGCUGUCAGACAAAGGCUCGGACCUGGACAGUGUCGAGUGGAAGGCCAUCCAGGAAGGCGCCAACUCCAUCGUCACGUGGCUGCAUCAGGCUGCAGCUUCCCUCUCCAGGGAGCCUUCCUCAGAGUCUGACUCCAUCCUCUCCUUCGUGUCAGGGCUGUCUGUUGGCCCCACCCUGCAGCUGUCCCUGGACAGGAAGGAUAAGAAGCGGGCUAGGAGUGGGGUAGGCCGCGAGGUGGAGAAGAGAGACCAUGCGAUGGCCUUUCAGGAGAGCAAGAAAGUGAUGGACGUUGGGGGCAGAAAUGCCAGGGCCGGGAAAAAUGUAAGCCAGCAGAAGCCAAUGUCGAACUUGCCAGUGGUCUUCCGAGGCAGGACAGUGAUCUACAUGCCCAGCGCAGUGAAGGAUUCCCCAAGCCCCAGGUCCACCCCACAGAAAACAGCCACAACUAAGCCCGAAGCCACCAUCCAAAACCUCACCCUGAGCCAGCAGAGGUCACAGAGCCUUCACAGGCUGGGGAAGGCCUCGGAGAUGGCCGACCUCACCUUGCCCAAGAGGAGCGCCACCCCUCCCGCCAGGAUCACCAAGCCCCCCUCCUCGGGCUCUUCCAGGACCUCCACCCCCUCCCAGGCCACCCAGAAGAAGUUAACGUCGCCCUCCCAGCUCAACAAGCAGCUGCCGUCUCAGGGGGUGAAGCAGGUGGGCAGGAGCUCCCCAACAUGUUCCAUCCCCAAAGCGCCCCCCCAGAAAUCCCCAGCCACCAAGCAGCACAAGACCCAGAAAUCCCCCGUCCGCAUCCCCUUCAUGCAGAAGCCGAACAAGAAGAUGCUGCCGGCCAGGAGCUCCAUGCCGGUGCUGGAGGAGCAUGUGGGCAGCCCUAAGCUGAAAGGCAAUGGGAAAGGCAUCCUGCCGACUGCCCGGCUCAAUUUGGUGCGGAUGUCCUCGGCCAGGUCCAGCGGCAGCGAGUCGGACCGGUCCGGCUUCCUGAGGCAGCUCACCUUCAUCAAGGAAUCCUCCAGCCUCAUCAUGAGGCACCGCUCCGAGCUCUCUUCCUGCGAGCCCAUGUCCUCGCUGUCUCAGAACGCUUCCCCCAAGAGAAGCAGGCCAGGCCUCCCAGCUGUGUUUCUGUGCUCCUCCAGGUGCGAAGAGCUCAAGGUGGCCAAGCCAGUGGUGACCGGCCAGAGGCCAGUCAUCUCAAGGACCCCGGCCAACAACAAAACUUCUCCCAGUGAGAGGCCUCCUCGGAGGACCAGCUCUGAGAGCCCUUCCCGGCUGCCUGUGAAGACCAACACCCCCUUGCCUCAGCCCUUCAAGAGGUAUUCCUCCUCCCCCAACAUCAGCAUCAUCAAGAGGACCAGCAGCCCGUCCUCCGUCCUGUCCUCUUGGUCCGAGUCAUCAGCCAGGAGAAGGAAGAGCCAAGAGGCCUCCAAGCUGACCCCCAAUCCUGAGGUGGGGAACCCGGGGCAGCAGGACAAGCAGCAGAUGGCGAUGAUGAAGGGUACUUGGAGAAGGAUCCGAGACGAAGACAUCCCACACAUCCUCAAAAGUACCCUGCCUUCCUCAGCCCUGCCUCUGGUCAGCACCCUGGAGGAGGAGACCCCCAAUGCCCAGAUCCCCAUCCAGAGGAAAACCAGUGAUGCUGUAGUGCAGACUGAGGACUACCCCACCACCAAGACCAACUCCAGCACCUCUCCAACGCUGGAGACCCGGGAGAUGCCCAAGAGCGAGACAGAGUGCCUGACUUCGAUCAAGGGCACUGUGCCCAUCUCCUUCGGCCAUGAAGGGCCAACUGGUUCUGUUGGGAGCUUCCCCUCCAGCAGGCACAGCUCCCCCAGUAGAUCCGCCCGGGUGACUCCCUUCAACUAUGUUCCCAGCCCCAUGGUAGCACCAAUGAUCAACAACAAAUCGCUUGAAAAAAUGCCAGCUUAAGCCGCUAUUGCAAAUGCAAAGAACACCUCAACUUUGGUGAUAGUAUAUUAAAAAACGAACAAAGCCCCAGGCACUCUCUCUACUGCACCUCCGUGAGGACAAAACUCUCGUUCAUAAAGAGACAGAAGCAGCAGCGUUUUUGUUUUCUCGAGCUUAACAAACCAAGGAGGAACUUUUGCAUUGAUGUAACUGUUGGCCAGGAGGGUUGGGACAGUUUUGAUUGAGACACACACGAAACACCUGGAGAAAAGCAAGUAUUUGUUCCUUUAUUCUCUCCGCCUUUUCUUUUUUGUUUAAUGGAGCUUUGGAACCUUUACUGUCGGGUGCUGGGAAAGAACCAAGUAAUCGCCCACCCCUAUUCCCCUGACAUCUGUGUUCUGUUGAUGAUGAUCUGUUGAUGGCUGUGCCAAUGUCUUUGCUGCAAUGUCUGAUCACCAUACACUCUAGUUUAAGGAGAGGGAUUUUUAUCCUUGGAGCCUAGAAGGCCACAGGUGUCCUGCAUGAAGGGAUGAACUUUAGCAGUGAGCCUGUGGGAUGUCUUGAAGGCCUCACAGUUCACAGUUUUUGAAGAACUUUGAAGCAGCAAUCAGCCAACUUCCCCCCAUGACCUGCUGUCUCCUGGACAGUCCAAUGCCAGGAGGGGCUGUAGACCCAUUGUCUCCACGCUUUCAUUGAAGCACACUUGGGAUUUUCGAUCGGAGGACAACCAACAGGGGUCGUUGAUUCACUGGGGUCCCUCUAACUUCUCCCAGGAGGUCGAGAUUUCAAAGGGAACUGGGAUUGCUGCUCUUUCUAUUUAAAAAAAUAAACCCAACCACCAAGAAUGCUUCAAGCAAAAGCCUUAAUCUUAGGUCUCAGCUGCAUGCUUUGUCUCACAUGUCGCACUAAUAUCCACAUAUCCAAAUAAUCUCAGCUGAUUUAUAGAAACACCUUCGGAAACCCACCUAUGGACCAAAGGCAGAGCGGGAGAGGGGUGUGGUGAGGGGAUCUGGGGAGGAUUCUACAAUGGGAAACAGAGGAAGGGCAGAACUUUUCCGUUACAGAACCAGCCAUUUGCGCAGCGCGAGGCCUGUAAUUAUGGUGACUGGUUAAUCUGCUAAUGACUAACUUGCCAGGAUUGUGUUUGCGUUGGGUGUCACCCAGUGUCUGGGAGGUGCAGAGCAACACCUUAUUAUUGCCAAGGGAGGAGGGUUGUUAUGGAAAUGCUUCUUGCAGCACAUAGGGCAACGCCAAGGAGCUGGAGAAAGGAAAGGCCAUUUUUGUUUUUUCAGUGGGCCAGGGGGACAGGUCUGGGUAGGGGAGGCUGAUUUAUGCCAUUCAUCCUCUUUGUAAACUCAGCCCCACUAUGCAGGCUUUGCACUAACGGUGGGGCCACAGGCGACUCCUAAUGAGCUUCGAGGCCCCCCUUCGGUUGUUAGUCCGGUUUGCUCUUCAGUGCCGCCCAGGCAAAGGGUGGGAGGGAGUCACAGGCUGUGGUGAGAUGUGAGGAAAGGAGCGAGGUCUGCACCAGUGCCCCUUGAGCCUGGCCUCUGAGGGAGAGUCGCUCAUCGGGUGACUAAUUGCCAUGGAGUGGGAAGCAUGGAGUGAAAAUUGCCCCUUAAAAAUAUGGUCCUGAUUCUUGUGGUUUGACGCCAUUGUCGCACCAUUGAGGUCUGUGGCAUGGGAGUGACUUCCUGAUUUGCAAGCGGGAAACAGGAGACAGAGAGAGAAAGAGGCGUGUUUCUCUCUCCAUCCCCAUUCCUGCCCGCAAAGAUACUGUGCUUUAUAGGUACACUGGGACUUGGGACUCCUUGUUUGUUUCAGGGCCUUGCCCGAUCACAAGCAGGGAGCAGAGGGGGUUGCCUACCACAUGUUUGGGCUUUGUUGUUAUAGGUUUUGUCCAGCAUGGUCAGAUUUGGCUUUGAUUAAUGGUGAAAAGCUCAGAGGGAAACUGCCAACGUGGCUCCUAUGAUCAGGAGGGCAUAUUGUAGGGGUGAAGUGGUAUGUUUAAAAAAAGAGGGAUUCAGAGGGUUUCAAUUUGGCCAGAGCCUGCUCUCCUUCAAGAGUGUUAUAAAUUAAUCAGAAUGCCAGAUUUCUUUUUUUAAAUCUGCUGAAUAAUAAUUGUAUGGUAGGUUCCAAAGCACUAGACGUUUGCAAGCCUCCCAGAUCCUUCUGCAUUAGCAAUCACAAAGUGCAGGGUCUUUACGACAGAGGCAGGUGUUCUUACCAGGUCAUGAUGGCUCGAUUCCAAGGUGGGCUAUUCCAUUCCGCCUCCCUAGAAUUAUCCAGGUGUUCCAGCUGGAUGCAGGGCACAGCUUGAUUUCCACAGCUGGCAGCAUUGCUGUGUGCUGUUGAAAGAAGCCAUUAUGUUCAGCCCCAGAAGUGGCUUUAUUUCAAUGGCAGAUGAAGAUACUUGCAUAUAAAGAUGCCAUUGUACGGGGUAAAAUGCUGGUCUCAUUGAAGCCUAUGUAAGUUUUGUCACUGACUUCCCAGGGGCCACUAUUUAGUUUGUGCUGUGCAAAAUGCUUUGGGACGCUUUUGAAUGAAAGAUAAGGAUAGCUAUUUAAUACCCGUAAUACAGCAGUAGCCCCAGCCCCCACCCGGCACCACUGGGCCGGGUUCUGAACAAACCUAGCUGGGGAAACAUGACCCCUACCCUAAGAUAUGCUGUAGAAACAGGAGAUGAUGGUCAGGAAGGGGAUAGUGGGGUAGGCAAGUGCAGGUCGGAACAAGGACAGAGCAGAGCUAUCGGCGCUGUUGCAGCCUUAGGGUGAAAGGCCGGCAGAGUGGCUCUAGCUUAGGACUGUGGACAGCUGGCAUCAAGGAUUGUUUUGCCGCAAACUCCCUGGGUGACCUUGGCCCUCGUUGAGCCUCAUUUCCCCACCUGUAAAAUAUGGACAUAACCUCCCUGGGAGGCAGGGCUAUGAGGAUUAAAGGUGGCAAGGUGAUAUGGUAAUGGGGGGUCAGAUACCUACCAGCUCCAAUGGAGAGUGAGAGUCUCACAAGGUACUCAAACACUUGGGGGGGGGGCAUUUUCAAAAGUGUCUAAGUGGCUAGGAGCAUAAGGGCUUGUCUACACCUGGAGCAACUCAGGAACAGCUAUUCAGGAAGACCACCACGGAUGGACACUCUUAUUCACUUUGGAAGUGCGGCAAGUUCAACAGCGCCACCACAUUUUUAGUCUGGAAUAAGAGACUGGCAUUCACAAAGGGGACUUGUGCAUCUAACUACCCCAUUUUGGAACUGCGUGAAAGGCCCUUGGCUCCUACAUUUUGAGUCCUCAAGGUGCCAAAAUUGUCAGUUUUUCAACCGAAACCCCCUCCCACAACAAAAUUCCAGUUUUGGAUUAAAAACACCUCUCAAAACAGAAAAACGUGAUGGAAACCUGACAAUGCAUCACCAAUAAGGGCUGCAAAAUAUUGUUUCUUUAGAAUUUUUUCAUGGGAAAAAAUUUCAUUUUUUCAUGACUUUGCUUUCAGGAGCUAGGCAGAAGUCUUCUGGGCCAUUCAGAUGUGUCAUAUUUUUGAGUGACUUGAGGCCUGGCGAAAGGACAGCCCUGCAGGUGAAAGGCUCCGGUCGAUCACAGAGCAGGGCAGUGGUUGGGCAUGGACUGCUCCAUGUGCCUGGAGUGGACAGGCAGCCUGGCAGAUGGGCCCCAUUCUGCCCUGGUGGGGGUGGUGCCAUUCAGUGCCACAGAUGGUUUUUAUGAGGUGGAGAUGGGUCCACUAAGAACUGGACUAAAUCCACCAUGUCACAGCGCCCCGCGCUCCCCCCAACAGCCCUUGGAUGGGCUGUGUGGGGUAAGGAGGGUUCAGGAGGGCCAGCCUAGACUUCUUCUCCCCCAGCAGCUGCUUAAUGCAUUCUGCAGCGGGAAGUUCCCUCAUAAGGUUUUUUUCCCCCCUUUAUCUGGGCAUUUUUGAAGCAGUGCUCAAAGCAGAGGCCUGCCCUGGUGCUGUGCUCUUCAUGGUGUCUGCAUUCAGUGUGCAAGCAGGGGAAGUGUAGGGGUUGGGGUCCUGGUCCCCUAUAGCCAGCGGUCCCAGCUUGGGUCCUGCCUGCUAGCCUUGUCAGCCAGGCCCUGCUCUGCAAAGCUGCACAGCGAAAACCACCUCACUCAGGUUUGGGGUUGGCUGGCUCUGGGGCUGCUGUGGUGAUUUGCACCCAUGCACACUGGGUGUGAAAUGCCACAAAGUUGGAACCGCAGCAGUUUCCCCCUGGGCUUUACACGGUUUUGAGCGAUGACCCAGGGUGCCAAAAAGAGCCAGCUGGGGCCUGCCUCUUGCGCUGAAUGAGGCCACUUGCUUUGCCCCCAGCUGCCUCACUAUCUAUAUGUAGGCUAAUGCUCCUGCUUCUCUCUCCCUGGGGAGGGGUGGGUUAAUUUGCACUCGAAGAGGCUUGAGUCACAUGUGUUGCAACUGUUGUGUUACAAAAAUGAAGCAGGGGCAGAAUGGGGCUGCUGGAGGGGGACCUUACCCUUGUGGGGCCUGUCAUGCAGCUGUCAGGGGCAACCCCGAGGGGCCGUCAGUGGCGCAGGCUGGACACGGCCCUACUCGUUGCAGCUAGAAGAGUUUCUAGUUGGAGCAGCGAGGCCCUGUGCUGUCAUCCACCCUAGGGACCAAUUGCUGCACUGCCUAGAAGUGGGACUUUAGCUUGUGAUGGGCCUUUUUCAGGUCUCUGAUGGCCCCAGGGGCUCAUGCUUCAUCAUCUCAAGUGAAGGGUGCUGGGGCAGGUGGUUGUUCCAGCCUCAGCACCCGUGUCGUGGCUUGAAUUUUCCUACCCUCCGCCCGCCUCGCCUCGCCUCUUCCAAACAGGUGGUGGCCCAAGGCCUCAAACAGCAGCUGCUGGACCCAGCCACCCGCCAAGGUGCUGCAUCCGUAGGACCCAAUGUGACCACUCCAACCCCAGCUGUGGCACUCAACAGCCUUGAUCCCCUUGCACAGAGGCUGGCUCCCCAGCAUUUCUAGCAGCUUCUCUCCUCCCCCCAGGAAUGAUUGCUGCAUGGCCUUGCACAGCCCCUGCAUCAUGCCAGAACAGGUUGGGCUGUAACGUGGGGGCAAACCAGCCCCUCUAAGCCCCCGCUCCCAUACCAUCCCGCUGUGUAGGAUACACACCACCUUGCUCUCUGGGACAUCGCCACUCACACAACCCCAGUGGGGUAUGAGGUGGGGGCGGGGGCAAACUCAGCACCCAGGGAGGCAGCUCCAUCUGAAGGUUCAGCCUUGGCACGGUGGCAAAUUCCCAGCCAGCUCAGGGGCUGCAGUGCUGGGGUUAAACAAGCAAAGGUCUUGUCUCUCCUCCCCCAGGGAAAGAAAGAGUCUGAAACUUCCCCCUCAGGAGCAACACACACCAUCCAGUCUGAAUGCUGUAAUUAAUUCAGGGUACAACCCACCUGUAGUAACAGGAGAAGCCUGCAUUACCUCACCAUUUUUGCAGUAACUGUUUGUUUAACUUUAAAACACAACCCCCCCACCCCAGCUGUGCUUUCUGUUAGCCUAGCAUCCCCUAACUGUUACCCUCAGCUUCCAUCCUCUUCUGUCAAGCAAUGCGCUGGGUGUUGAGCUGUCUUGUUUUUUGCUACUGGUUUCUUCCCCCACCCCCUACCUGCUGUAUGUACGUAUUAAGGAUGUUAUUUUACUGGGGCACUGGACAGUAUUAAAAUUAAAGCUGUGUAAAUAGGAA
This is a messenger RNA of Dermochelys coriacea (leatherback sea turtle), 13312 nucleotides long. RefSeq names its product APC regulator of WNT signaling pathway 2 (gene APC2). The record is from RefSeq and is a predicted model, not a curated record. Gene Ontology annotation, molecular function: gamma-catenin binding; microtubule binding; beta-catenin binding. Lineage: Eukaryota; Metazoa; Chordata; Testudines; Dermochelyidae. Gene Ontology annotation, cellular component: beta-catenin destruction complex; cytoplasmic microtubule; catenin complex. The coding region runs from base 89 to 7657 and encodes 2522 amino acids. Gene Ontology annotation, biological process: negative regulation of canonical Wnt signaling pathway; cell migration; positive regulation of protein catabolic process. The transcript has 15 exons.